ACUUCCUGAAAUGGAGAGCCUGUGUUGAUACUUGGUACAGUUAACCACUGCUAGCACAAAGCAGUCCACAGUUAACCGUCCCUCAGCUGCACUUUGGGUUUAUUAACCCGUUUCAACAAUGGUAUGGUUCUGUUAGCAGGGGCGCCUGACUCCCAGCUUAGUGCCCGGCGAUAAGGCCCCUUCUCUGGGCUUUGAGCUGAAGCAGCCCCGUUACUUUGGUAGCUGGUACCUUAGGGGGGUGCAAACAUGUUGAACGGCGUGGCUCUGCGGGCUCAGAUCUCCUCCAUUAUUGAGGUUUUAUCCAAAGCAGCUGUGGCAGAGAUCGCCAAAGUUGUGGAGGAUGGGAUGGUGGUGCUGCGGCUGGAAAUGUGUCAGCGUGAAAAUGAGAUCAAGAAGCUGAAGAGCAGCAUCGAGGUCCUGCACGGCGAGCUGCGAUCAGCCCGGGAGAGAGCCGAGAACCAGAGACCUGAGAACCAGAGGAGAGAUGGUGAGAUGGACCACACCCAGACACACCUGUACUUUACUCACAUAAACCUUAAAAAUGCAUGUAUUGAUCAUGCUCUGCAGCUGCUCUCUGUGAUAGCGGUGUAAGGCACAUGGGUACAGGGUUUUUGAGGGAUCAACAAGCGCAAAUCUGUGUUUUUAUGACUUUGAUCUGACCUCAGAGUUUGUCUUUAAGGAUUUGAAUCACACCACAUCACCUUCACAAAGAUCCGCCUCUCCUGGGCAAACAUAGUCCUCCCUGCCCUGCAGCACUGCCUACACCCUGAAUAAACUUUAUCACAUGUAUAAACUCUACAGUAAGAGAGACAGCUGCUGGUUUUCUCCACCUGUGACAGCUGCAGAGAUGAUGUGACAUCUGCCAUAACCAAAAAUAAUACACAGAGAUCUAUGAUGCUGCAGUGUUGAGUUUUAUUUCACCUUUUCAGUCUGAUUCUUUGCAGUAGCUUCGCCCAAAUCAAAGCGUCAUUUACAUUAUUUACAGUGGACUUCCUGUGGAAACAUAAGAAUUAAAUCCCUGAAAAAGGGGGAGUGGAAAAGUGAUGAUAUCUUUAAUGUUUUAUUAUCUUUACCAGGGCUUGACACUAACUUUUUUGCUGAAAAAGUAAGGAGCACUCAAAAAAUCAAAAAUUGAUCCUAGAAUGUUUGCCUUAUUGGUCGACAUAAAUAUUAAUAUUUGAAAUGAAUUUUAGGUCUUUUGAUCACAUGACAUGGAAGAUAUUAAAGAAAACGUUAAAAUUUGCCCUUAAAUUUAACACAAAAAACUUAUUAGGACAAAUUAGGGAAAUAAAGAGACGUGUCUUAUUGUCCAACUGGUCACUUGACAUGGACGCUGUUGAAGGAAAACAGCCUUUUUUGAAAACAUCAACUGGUCAUUUAUUGAUGGUCCCUUAAUUAACACGGCGAGGAUACCGCGCAGAUUUAACCGCGCUGCUGAUGUUAUUCCUGGUUCUGGAGAGUGAGAAGACACCGGUCGAUCCGCCUUGAAUGUCAGUCUAAUAUCCAACCUAAAACUAACUUCCUCGCAAUGUUUACAUGAAAAAACAUUUCUUGUCUCGGCUGAUUUUUUUAUGCGAGUGAAACUGUUGCACUGUCGAGCCUUCGUCUUUACUGUUCACCCUAGUUGUUGCUAAGUUGGCGCAUCAUUGUACAUGAUGUAGAAAUAUAAGGUCAAAUGAAAAGUAAUUUUCCAGUCCAACAUUUAUGAUAAAGUGGAAGUUAAUUGCUUUCAUUUUAAUCUUGUAUCAGCUUGUUGGCUGAAGCUAGCGUAAAAUCUUCCUGAGGCCAUCAGGUGGGCAUUUUGUCACUCAAGGUGUUUUAACUUCUUCAUAACUUAAGCUACAAGAAUAAAAGAGAUGUCCAUUUGAACACACGACCACAAGCUUUAAUCCAAAAUAAGUGUGACAACCAACCCUGGUCUCCCCUACAUGUGUGAAAAGGGCUGUAACGUCGUCUCCCCAGUUUAAAAAAAAACCCCUGAAACCAACAUUCACCAAAUAGAUUUGAGCAGUCAGUACGUGAAGGUGGUGAGGCUUUCAGCAGCUUUCACUCUCAGGGUGGGUGAGACCAAACAUAGAGCUAAAAGAAAGUAGAUAUUGCUCUGUACGUGCAAAUAACAACCAAAAAAUGGCCACAAGAGCCACAAUCACAUGAUAUAUCUGUGCCGUGUUGACAACCUGUUCAUAAAAAGUGAGUUAUUGCAGGUUUAAUUCACUAUUUCACAGCAGAUAAUACUGUGAAAUAAUGGACUGAGGCGGUAGUGUUGUACUCCAUAAAGCAGCUUUUGUGCUCGUGGAUGAGAGAGUCAGAUUGCUCUGGUUUUUAAACUCUCAGCACACUUGUGUCAUUUUAUUCUGAAUAGUUUGAUUAUGCUGCCAAAGAAAACACUUGAUAGUAUUGUUACCUCCUAUAAUGCAUGGAUUUAACGCUCAUAUUGACAGAGAUUUGCAGAAAUUUACUUGAAUGCUGGUUUGAAACUGACUGCUCUAUUCCUUUAUUAUUGCUUCUCCGCAGACAUUCAGAGCGGCGUUGUUGAGGAGAGGAACUCGCUGGAGAGUGUGCAGAAUAAGAAAGAUCAGAGCAGCCCGUCCUUACCUGAGGUGAAGGUAAAAAAUGAACCUGCAGAAGAAAGAAGCGGAGGAGCCACACAGCCUGGUCAGCAACCUUUGUACAAUGGAGACGGUGCACAGUGGACACAAAUAACACCAACUCAAGCUGGACACAGUAACUCUGAGUAUUUAAAUGUGCAGCAGAACUCUGUCCCGUAUCUUCCUGGAUCUUCUCUGAACACGGCCCUGGGCGAGCCCUGCAGCAGCUCUGGAGGGUUUCAGCAGAGCCCGUUGAGCAGAGGCCCGCUGGGUUACAGCCAGUACCGUAACAUGUACAAUGCAGUGAGGAGGAGGAACGUGAAGAGGUUUAUGUUCAAGAAAGGCUACCACUGUCCGUACUGCGGGAAAUACUUUGAGCGCUCGGGGCACCUAGAGAGACACAAGAGGAUUCACACUGGAGAGAAACCGUUUCGCUGCGAGAUCUGCGGGAGACGCUUCAAUCAGAAAUGCAGCCUGAAGGAGCACAUGAAGAUUCACAGGAGAAGUGAGUACAGACAAAUUGAUAACUUUUCCCAGAGUUUUGAAACUUGAGUCUUUAAGGUUUAAUUUAGUGGUAAAUUACUAAUCCUAACAUUUUUCUGCCCUAACAGAUAUCCAGAACCAACUCGCUGAGAUCCAGAUGACGGAACAGAAGCAGAUCUCUGAGCUGAACCCGUGUCCUGAUGCGCUUCGCCCUAAGGAAGAGAGCCGAGCAAACGAAGAGGCUGAGCAACCAAAGAAUGAACUUAUAACUCAAACACCCGUAACAGUAAAAUCAGAGCCUGUAGAAGAAACGAUAACACAGCCAACGGUUCAAGAAGUAAAACAGCAGCCGACUGAAGGAGUGGACAACCAUAGUGAGCAGUUCAGAGAGUCCCAGCCGUGGAUUCCCACAUUACAAGGACAAAACAGCACAGAGAUCAGCGGUGCAGAGUAUCUCGGCAGCUCGGCGCAGACUCUGAGAUCCUACCCUGAGAUUACUCGGUUACUCUCUCCUCCCAUCGAAGCUUCUUGUAGCACAUUCCCCUUCCCAGGGAAACUGUACAGAGAAGAGAAAAACAACACGAUAUCCCAAACAGCGUACGGAUCCUCAGACACGCUCAUGAUGUCAGGUGAAGCAGGGCUGCACAGUAUGGCGGGAUCCAUGCUGAACCCGCACGCUCAGAGAGGAGGACGGCCUCUGCAGCUGCUCAAACCAAAGAAAUGCUUCCUCUGCUCGUACUGCGGGAAGAUCUUCGAUCGCUCCGGCCAUCUGGAGAGACAUCUACGAAUUCAUACCGGGGAGAAACCAUACGGCUGCCACAUCUGUGGAAGGUGUUUUAACCAGAAGAGCAGCCUUAAAGGUCACAUGAGGACACACAGGAAUGGUGAGAGAAAAAAAGACCCUGCUGCACUCAUUACUAUUAUUUUCAAACCAGUAUCAUGACUGUGUCUCUCCGUCUUUCACCCUCUCUACGCUGUGGUUGUGAGUGUUCAUCUGUUUACUGUAUUUCUGCAUUUUACAGGGGAGAACACAGACAUGCUGGAAGCUCAUCACCUCAUGUUUACGAUGCCUGAUAACCACCUACUGAAGGACCUCGGAGAACCUCAAAACAGGCCGACUGCUUCGGAUGAGCAGCUCCCCGCCUCUAUGUACACUGAGGCAGCUGGUGACCAAGCAGCGAUGGUGGAUCUGGAUGUGGAUGAGAAGGAUUUUCAGGCUUUAAAUCAGACAGGAGACAACGCCGGCACAGGAGCACACGACCAAAACCAGCUGUGGACGUCUGGAUUAGAGAGGAGCGGCGAUGUGUCUGAGCAGAACGUCUGUUUGCUUCUACCUGACGUCAAGUAUCACCUCAGCCCUGUUCCUGGUGCAGCUGAUGGGCAGCUGGGGUUUAUCUCACCGGUUAAAGAUCUGCCCUUUAUAGAAAAGAAAGAAAAAGAAGACAUGAUGCACAGUGAGCAGUUUUCAUUCACAGGAGUGCAGCCGAGAGGCUCUGAUGUGACUCUAACGCCUGAGCUGCAGGAUAAACACAUCAUCCAGGCUGUGACUGUGAACGAGUUCACCGGGACCAGUGACCGGACGCAUGACGGAGGGGUGCUGGAGUUUGAGAUGAUCACCUCAGUCAAUGAGGACAACUGUGGAGAAGGAGCAACAAGACAGAACUGGUUUAUAUGCUCGGCAUGCGGGCAGAGCUUCGACAGUUUCAGUUUGUUUCAGAGACACCAGUGCCAGACUGUGACCAAGCAGACGCUCAGCUGUCACAUCUGUGGGAAGACUUUCACUCAGUUAGGCAUCCUGAAACUGCACCUCAAGCUUCACACUGAAUCAAAACACCAGUAACAUUAACAGCAAAGGAAAAUCACUGUAAAAUAUCCUCCGAUGAGCUUCAUCACUUCCUGUUUAGAUAGGGAGCAGAAAAUCUCCGGGGUGCAAAACUUCCAAAAACAAAAACGUCAAACUUCCUUCACAUUGAUUCAAUUUCGAUCAAUGAAGUUCUUCCUCUUCAGAAGCUCCUGUGAGGAGGUUUCAGUUUGUGUGGAUUCUGGCGCCCCACUGUGGACAAAGCGGUAACUUUAAUGUCUUUUCUGAUCACAUCCUCAGCUGGAGUUUGUGGAAACCAAACAUCUUGUUUUUAAUAGUUCAGAGCAAAGACCCGCAGUCUUCUGCGUCUUGUUGUAACCAGUUUGCUUCAGCUAAAAUUUACCACUUCAAAUAUCAGCAGAUCUUACUAACUGUAGAGAGACGGUCUCAAGUAUGUUUAAAAUCAAGUUUUGAAAAACAGAUCAGACUGUUAUUUUCAGCUGCUGUGGUAACUUUCAUGUGUUUCUGAACCAGACUGUGAUUUUCCUCUUUAUUCAGGAGAAAUAAUCAAAUGCACACUUCACUCCCUCUCCAUGUCAUCAUCAGUCUUGUUUCUGAUCGUCUAGUUUGGUAUUAAGAGCCGUCAGUAUUAACUUGAUUCUGUUUUCAUGACUUGUUCAAAACUUCUCACAGGAACUUAAAAGUUUUUCACACAAAAGGUCUCUGUCUACUUUGACCUCCUCCAUCCUCUCAGUGGCAGACAAUUUGUCUGUAAGAUGACUGAGUGUUGUCGACACAGACAGCUGAAGCUGCUUAAAUCUGCUUUUAUAACGACCACAUCACGAUUAGAAGAAAACUAACUGUGUCAAGUGUUUGAAGUGGCAAUUAAAUGUUCUGGGCUGCAGCCAAAUCUGUCACUCUGAAAUCUCCUCUAAGGAAAGUUUAACUUUUAUUAAAUUGAUUAAAUUAAUAGAGUUUGACCUUAAGGAGCAAACUAGACCAUCAACAAUACGACUAAUUGUUUUGGAAGUUUGCAGCCACUGUUGCCGGGUAGUAACAUGACAUUAUAGAAGAAGAUGCUUUCAUGUGUUCAUGUGAAGAUCAGCCAAGCUUUGUCCACAGGGGGGCGCCAAAGUCACUGCAGCAUACAAGAGCUCUAACUGAUUAUUAUUAUUUCAAUGAUUUGAUGAUAAUUUUAUUUUAUUCAUUUGAGAAGAAUGGAAAAGAUAUUGAGUUUGAUACAGACACUGAAGUCUUUUUUUUUUUUCAAUGUGCGAGUAAAUAUGAUCCAGUUCAUGUCAGUCAGAUCAACACGACAUGUUUGUCACCGUUUUAAACAGUUCAGGCAUUUCAUUAAAAUAAUUUCAUCAUUGUUCCUUUAAAAUAGGAGGUUAUGAAGAUGAAUGUUCACUGAGACCUUAAUUACUUUACUGAAGAACGCAUUUAUCACCAACAGUUCAAUUUUCUUUUUCAGGAUUUGUUUUUCUCUUCAGUCUGAGAGAAACAGGAAAUCAUGCUGGAGUUUAAUUUGUCAUUGUAAAAAAACAAGCUCAUCUUUUCUUUUCAGUAUUCAGAGCAGAUCACAGCUCACAUAGCUCAUAGAUUUCACAUGUUCGCUCUCGUUAAAGCACAGGGUUCUCAUGUUUCAACAUUACAUGUGUCAUAAGAGGGUGGGCGCUCUGCCAUUGUUACCUUUAAAGUAUUAAGAUUUACUGUCAUGGUUUGGAUCCUCAUCAGUUUACUGUAUCUGUGUGCAGAAUAAUGCUCCAAUUUUAUUGUGAAGACGGCGGUGAAAUGAGGGUGAAACUUUAAGCUACAGUUUAAAUGAUCACAGUAUUUACUUUAAGAUAAAGGAAUGAAGGACAGUAUUUCUGUAGCAUUAUACUGGAUACCUCAGUCUGUUUUUGCCUUUGACAGUUUUAACAAUGUUGGAAAAAAAUUCCGAUUUUAGAAAUACUGUAAACUAAAUUUGAAAAAAAUUAAAAGAAAAUGUCUCGGAGAAGGAAGUUAAAUUAUUCUGGAAAACGAUUAAUUGUGUAGAGUUCGUAAAACCUGAAAUACCUCACUGUCACACUAAUCAAAGAGAAAUUUGAAGCUUCUUUUUGAUUUCAGCAUCACCGUAUACUGAUUUCUUUUGGCUGAACUGUUUUAUUUAUCAGACAGUUGUAUCAACACAGUCAGCAUGAAGCCUUGAAGAUGAAAAACUGCUCCCAGUCAAAUUAAAUAAACAGUUCUGAAUAGUUCUGAGUUUUUGCCGCCGCUUGCGCUCUUUUGGAGAGGCCGGCGUGACUUUAAGACAUCAUUGAAACAGUUUUACAGAAGUAGCACUCCAACCAAACAGACGGACAGACAGACGGAGCUGUUUGCUGAAACAGCAGGGUUUUAAAUCUGAAACUUGUUGCCAGAGUCUAAGAACUUGAUGGUGGUAAGAGACUUUAAGUAGUUCUCCUGUAAAAUAAAGUGUUUUUAGUUUGGUUUGGUAUUUACUACUUAAGCUCAUUGUCAAUUUAAUGUCCACAUGUUGCAUGAUUCACAGACUGAACAGUUAAUCACAUGUUAGACGAUGUUAAAUUAUGUUAUGGAGAUGAAACUUUUUUAUUUUUAUUUCAAUUUUUAAAUAAAUUUAAAAGGGAAGUUUAACAAA
Xyrichtys novacula (pearly razorfish) is the source of this 7516-nucleotide messenger RNA. The record is from the annotation of a GenBank genome assembly. NCBI's taxonomy places the organism in Eukaryota, Metazoa, Chordata, Actinopteri, Labriformes, Labridae.